ACUUGUCAAAGGUUGUUGAAAACUCCCGCGUGUGUCCAAAUUAAGAACCCGGCAUUAUUUUGGUUUCUUUGUUGCACCGAUUCAAUUCAGCAUCGACAUGUACGGAGUAUGGCAAUGAAUGCCGAAGCUUUGACGUAUACCUGGAAGAUCAGCGAAGGCAUGACGGACGAUCUCAAACGCAUGCCGGCUUCCAUGCCUUCACACCGAUUACUAAAGAAAAGGAAACACAAUGUUGACAGUGCUUCUUCCAAUGGCCAGCUCGCAUUGGCCGACGUAUACCAGAAACUGAAGAAAAAUGGCCCUGAACUUCAGUUUUAUACCAACACUCACUGGCAAGCCCCCGAAGCACCUACACAGCUCAUGAUCGCCAAUUUACAUGUGGAACCUGAGACUGAAGAAGACGGAAAAGAAUUACUAGCAGAAGCAUGGAAGGUGCAUCAACCCGCCCUGAAAGCCAUUUUACGCGGCCAGGUGACAGAAACUAAUUCUCAGAUCCUGUUCGAGCUCUGCAGGAAUGUGUGCUGUCUCGGCCAAGCCCAGCCCUUAUACCAGUUGAUCCAUCAAGAAUUACUUGUUUAUAUCAAGGAACUGACCUCCACUCUGGCAGGAUUAGCGCCUCUCAAAGGCAACUUUCUUAAAUAUAUCCUUUCGAGUUGGACGAAGCUCACACGUCAAUUGGCAAUGGUCCGGAACAUUUUUAGCGAAGUGGACCGCUUGUACGUUAUGCGAUGCACGAGUUUUUCGUCAAUCAUCCAUCUGGGCGAAACACUUUUCUGUGAUCAUGUGAUGGCCAACAUGGCUGUGCGAGAACGCGUCGUGGCCAAUAUUACCUAUCUUAUCACCAGGGAAAGAAAUGGAUAUACCAUUGACCGUCCACUGAUCAAAUCGUUAUUGGCCAUGUUGCAUGAACUUGGCUUGUAUCAUUCCAUAUUCGAAUCGCGACUGAUAGAAGAAACAUCCAAAUAUUACCGCAAGGAAGCUACCGAAUUGUUGCAAACCAUGUCGGCUCCUGAUUACUUGAGCCACGUCGCGAAACGUCGGGAGGAAGAAAGUCUCGACCGAUCGCAGGCCUAUCUUUUGGAGACAACAAGAGGACCGUUAGUGAGCGCCGUUUUGGAACAACUGGUGUACACGCGUGUCAAAGUCAUUCUUGAUACUGGUUUCGAUGCCAUGAUGGAGAAUGACGAGAAAAUCCCGCUUAGAAUGCUUUAUGAUUUACUGAGAAACAGUAAGGAGAUGGUCGACUUGCGGCAAGCUUUUAUCGAUCAUGUCAAGCGACAUGGAACGGCCAUCAUGGAGAAAGUCGAGAAUGCCAAUCUCAUGGAUGAUUUGAUGCGUUACAAAGCGCGUAUGGAAGAAAUCGUGGCUUCUGUAUUCGACCUUGAUCCAUUGUUUGUCCACGGACUCACCGAAAGCUUUGAAAGUUUUGUCAACAAUACAGGCACAAGUUCGGCUUAUUUGAUCGCAGCGUACAUCGACAAUAAAUUACGAACACACGCCGUGAAAGCCAGCCAGGUGGAACUUCAAUCGAUACUCGAUAACGUAUUAGUGAUCUUUCGAUAUGUCCAAGGAAAAGAUGCAUUUGAAGUAUUCUACAAACAGUUUCUGGCCAAACGACUCUUGACGAAUCAAAAUCCGCUGAACGCUGUCGAAAAGCACAUCUUGAACAAGCUAAAAGAAGAAUGCGGACCGGAUUUCACCGAGGAUAUGGAAGCGAUGUUCCGGGACAUUGCGGAUUCGGUCACAUUAAGUUCUGAGUACAAAAAAUCAAGUUAUCGUUUACGAAAAAAUGAUCAGUUCAAAGUCUAUAUAUUGACUCAAAGCAUAUGGCCCACAGCACCCCAUUUCAACAUCGUGGUGCCGCCUCAGCUGUUAUCAUAUCAAGCAUCAUUUGAAAAGUUUUACAACGCUAAUAACAGGACUACGCGGUCCAAAGGACGAAGAUUAACAUGGACAAACUCGCUUACCACGUGUGUUCUUCAGGCCAAUUUCCCCAAUGGCACCAAAGAGCUCUUGGUGACUUUAUUCCAAGCCGUCAUUCUCUUAUUAUUCAACGAUAGACGACAUGCUACACUCUCAUUUACCGAUAUUGCCGAAAAGACACAGCUAGAUCCGGACGAGUUGAAGUGGGUGCUACAGUCACUGGCAUGUACGCAAUUCAAAGUCCUUAAAAAAGAGCCGCGUGGAUUGACUAUUCGCCCCACCGAUUUAUUUCAUUACAAUCUUCAUUUUACAAGUCCCAUCUCCCGCAUCAAGUUCAGCGCUAUUCAUCAGCAGCAUUUGUUGGCUGACCAAAAACGACUUCAUUCUCCCAUAUUACUCAACCGGCAGCACCAGAUUGACGCGUUUAUUGUCCGUACCUUGAAGCAAGCCAAGAGCAUGACCCACGCUAACUUGACCGACAAGUUGAAAACGGAGUUCCAAUACUCGGUCGAGACUGCGGAAAUCAGGGCACGCAUCGAGGAUCUCAUAGUAAAGGAUUAUCUGAAACGCGACAGUCGAAAUCGUUUAUUGUAUCAUUAUCAGAGCUAAGCAUUUCACCCUACAUACCUCCUACCAGAAACCUACCAAUUCAUGCCAUAAAUCACGGAAUAAAAUACAACUAAUUGUGCCAUUGGCUUUCAUAUCCUUCAUAAAUAAAUAGAAAAAAGUACAAAUGUGGGCUUACCCCACAUGUAACAAUGGAAAAAGUAAAAAG
Messenger RNA from Radiomyces spectabilis, 2698 nucleotides. RefSeq names its product Cullin family-domain-containing protein. Gene Ontology annotation, cellular component: Cul4-RING E3 ubiquitin ligase complex. Gene Ontology annotation, molecular function: ubiquitin protein ligase binding. The coding region runs from base 109 to 2532 and encodes 807 amino acids. The record is from RefSeq and is a predicted model, not a curated record. Gene Ontology annotation, biological process: protein ubiquitination; DNA damage response; ubiquitin-dependent protein catabolic process. Lineage: Eukaryota; Fungi; Mucoromycota; Mucoromycetes; Mucorales; Radiomycetaceae. The transcript has 19 exons.